AUGGCUCGCUACGCGUUUGACGAUACCAAGUUGCCGGAGAAGACUGCAAAGUCGCGUGGUGCCUACCUCCGCGUUCACUUUAAGAACACGCGUGAGACCGCAGCUGCUAUUAGCGGCAUGAAGCUUCAGAAGGCUUAUGCUUACCUUGACAAUGUUGUUGAGCACAAGCAGGCUAUUCCUUUCCGUCGCUUCAACGGUGGUGUGGGCCGCACUCCUCAGGUAAACGGUCUGAAGACUACUCAGGGUCGCUGGCCCGUCAAGUCAGUCAAGUUCCUGCUUGGUCUUCUUAAGAAUGCUGAGGCCAACGCCGAGGCUAGCGGUCUGGAUGCCGAGGCCCUUGUUAUCCGCAACAUUGUCGUUCAACAGGCCCCUACGACUUACCGCCGCACUUACCGGGCGCACGGUCGUAUUAACCCCUACCGCAGCUCGCCUUGCCACAUUGAGAUCCAUCUCUCAGAGCCUCUUGAGCAGGUUCCCAAGACCGUUACUGCAGUUCCUCAGCGUCUUAACAAGCGCCAGCUUGCCAAGAAGCGUGUGGCUGCUGCUCGUGCCAUUGCUCCUGCGCAGUCCGCUUAA
Malassezia sympodialis ATCC 42132 is the source of this 576-nucleotide messenger RNA. It is a transcript of the gene RPL17B, whose product is annotated as 60S ribosomal protein uL22. Gene Ontology annotation, biological process: cytoplasmic translation. The record is from RefSeq and is a predicted model, not a curated record. Gene Ontology annotation, cellular component: ribosome; cytosolic large ribosomal subunit. NCBI's taxonomy places the organism in Eukaryota, Fungi, Basidiomycota, Malasseziomycetes, Malasseziales, Malasseziaceae. Gene Ontology annotation, molecular function: structural constituent of ribosome.